CCUCCCGUCAGGAUGGUACGCACAGGCGCGAGAGUGCGUCCCCGCCCCCGCCCCCUCUUCCGCGGGGUCCCUGUCGGUCCCGGCUCUGUCACCUCACAGUAGUCGUUGCCCGUGGCGGGCGCGGGGGCAGGGGCAGCGCAGGGCCGCCUCUCCCCCGCCCGUCAGGCCGGGCCCGGGCUGGGUCGCCCCCGCUCCCUCUGUUCCCCACCCCAGUUGGAUACGGGAAGGUCCAAGCCGUUGCCGGGUGCCAGAAGGACUUCGUGGCCGACGCCGCCACGGGUCCCGAUGGAUCCGCCGAAUCUCUAUCCGGUGAAGCUCUACGUGUACGAUUUGUCCAAGGGCCUGGCCCGGAGGCUCAGCCCCAUCAUGCUGGGUGAUAUUAGGCAAGAAAGGAUCCUAAGAAUUGAACAGCUUUGGCAACAUCCAUUUGAAUGGUUUUUCCUGGUUUAUGGAGACAUUAGAAGAUGUUUUAGCUCAUGGAAACAACUGGAAGGCAUCUGGCACACGUCCAUAGUUGUACACAAGGAUGAGUUCUUCUUUGGCAGUGGCGGUAUCUCCAGCUGUCCCCCCGGAGGGACAUUGCUUGGGCCCCCAGACUCUGUGGUUGAUGUGGGGAGCACAGAAGUCACAGAAGAAAUCUUUCUGGAGUACCUGUCCUCCCUGGGGGAGUCUCUGUUCCGAGGCGAGGCCUACAACCUCUUCGAACACAACUGUAACACCUUCAGCAACGAAGUGGCACAGUUCCUGACCGGACGGAAGAUCCCUUCCUACAUCACUGACCUUCCUUCUGAAGUUCUCUCCACGCCCUUCGGGCAGGCCCUGCAACCCCUCCUGGACUCCAUCCAGAUCCAGCCGCCCGGAGGGAGCACCGUGGGCCGACCCAAUGGCCAGAGCUAACAGGACUGCAUGGGCCCACCCUGCCUCACAGGGCUUUUCCUUUUUAAACAAAACAAACCCUACCAGAUUUCUAUUUUAUAAUUUUACAUCAGAGCUAACAACCAGGGGACGGCUUUUUAAAUUUCCCAGGGAAGGAGAUCAUCAGGCUGCAUGUAGGACGAUGCUGCUAAGAAACGGAACAAAACGCCAUCCCUUCUAAUAGCAUUAUACUAAUUUAUUAAGGCUGUCUUGUCUGUGAGUUCACUUUGACGCUGCUUCCUGAGCGUCUUCCACACUGGAUAAAGGGAGGGGUUUGUUUUAGCAAAAAGCAGGAGGCAGUUUGGGGGAGCCCCAACCCAGAACCUCUUUCCAGAGACCGCCCAUGCUCUGCCCAGGUUGCCAUCACCUGUGGGACCCAGGUGAGUUUUACGUCAUCCAUGACCCAGAAGCGGUUACCUCUCUGGCAUUGAAUGAACCAAAGGAGCUGGUGCACGUGGGACCAGUUUCAGGAUGACUAACCCAACCUAAGUGAACUCUUAGCCACAAGCUCUCUCACCCGCCCUCCUCUACCCCAAGCAAGGCCACGGGGCCAAACCUGGAGCGGCCAGAAAGCUCAAGAUUGAGGGAGAGUGACAGCAAGUGUCAGGCCAGAGAAAACAGGAUAAAGCCAUUCCUCCUUCGUCCUAGACUGAUUGCCAAUCAUCUGCCAUCAAUUUCGGAGAACCUGCCUUGCUGCCUGUAGGCGGCUCUUCCUCAACAUGGCUGACCUGUCAUAGGUAGUGAGGGUCUGGGCUGCAGUGGCAGAGACCCAGGCCUUCUGUCUGCAAGUAAUGUAGGUUAUCUGCAGUCGCUGUACCCACCCCGCCCAGACCAAUAUGCAGUAUUCGGCUAGGGACCAAGGGGACAUGGUUCCCUGCUCCAGGAAAAUGUCCCUGAUGCAGAAAGGAUAUAAUGCAGAAUCAAAGUGGCAAGAAAAUUUAGAGUUGUUUCCCAUGGGGAUUUUUACAUUAUCUUAAAUGUGCUUUGAAGACACGUGUAGUUUCUGUUGUCAUUCUGACUUUAAGGAAGCAUAGUUGCGGGUGUGAGUGGGGAUUUUCCUAAUGAGCUGCUGCUAGGAGCUUAUAGGCAGGGAACAAUCUGGAAGUUUCUUAAUCUGGAGAGGCCUUCAGAUUCCCUUUCUUCAUGUCAUUUUUUGGGGAACUUGAGGGUGGAGAAGGGACUCAGAGCUGCCAGGUACCUGAGUCCCAACUCUGGCAUCCUUGGGUCCCUCCUGCCACUCCUCAGACUUGAAUUAUGUUCUCUUCCCUGGUGUCUGGCCUGCAGCUGGUGCCUUUCCUCUCCAAACCUGCCGCUCACCUCUGGCCUCUUCUCCUCCUAUCUCUGCUGUCAGCCACAGCAGUUGGCAUCAUCAGAGUCUCAGCUAGAGGAAGAGAUGUCAUUCCUCCUCAGUGUUUGCCUGUCAUCUGACCAAGGGCAUGUCCGUGAUGACCAGCUGUAAAAUCAAGUGACAUUUUGGAACUUUGCCAAUGAGCAGUUUAAUUCUCAAGAGCCACCGAUUUGCCAGUGUGCACAGUAUUGGUGCAUUAGAGCAGAAAGUAGAGGGGCUCUCACGCAAUGUUGGCCGACUGGCAGAAGAGACCGAGGAGAAUGGCCUUCAGCGGGGUUGCUCCCAGGGUCCAGACCGUCGUGCUGCUUCCCACCUGGGUUUCUCUCCUCUCCAGCUUGCCUUGCCCAGCCCCCUCUCUUCCAGGCUCCCGCUCCAGACCUCUCCACCCUGAGUUCUAGCCAGGGGGCUGGGCAACACCAGCUCCCUCCUCUCUCCUCUCCCCUCUCCAGGCGCAACUACUCUCGCUCCUCCCAGCAUCACCUCCAGACCCAGGGCUGUACUGAGAGAGUAGCCUCAGUGGCUCCCCUGAGAGAUAGUUACUUGGUUCAUUGAAAGACCCCUUCAUGCCCAGCAGCCAUUUGUGCCAAUGCCCGUGCCCUAGGAUUUGUGGGACGAGGCGGAGGGACCAGCAAGCAGUCUUCUCAGAGCCUUGCAGGAAGGCAGGCUCUCCCUCCCUCCGCCACUAACGGUGGAAGACCAGGACCAGGCUCGGUCCCCAGCCCACGCUCACGUCCCUCUCUCUGUCCCAGCCCACCCUCACAUCCUUCUGUCAGCACUUCAGGAGCAUGCUCACUGUGACCAGCGAGCUCCACACGGGUGUGUGCGGGUGAGCAGAGUGAGAAAUGAGCCAUGUGUGUAACUGUAGUGCACAGCAGACGCCUCCAUAGGGGUCCACUGGUUUAAAGGGAUAGAAGGAGGAGGGAUGAGACUGUCACCCCCUCCCAGAAAUAAAGUUUGUUCUUUUGAGAUUCUUUUUCCUUUAAAGUCGAACUAAUUGUGUCUAGUACGGAGGUGUUUGCAGGUUUCUUUGGUGUUUUUUCUAAUGCAAUAAACUCAUUUCUGCCUGCUGCA
Pteropus alecto (black flying fox) is the source of this 3334-nucleotide messenger RNA. RefSeq names its product desumoylating isopeptidase 1 (gene DESI1). Gene Ontology annotation, molecular function: peptidase activity. The transcript has 7 exons. Gene Ontology annotation, biological process: protein modification by small protein removal. NCBI's taxonomy places the organism in Eukaryota, Metazoa, Chordata, Mammalia, Chiroptera, Pteropodidae. The coding region runs from base 286 to 897 and encodes 203 amino acids. The record is from RefSeq and is a predicted model, not a curated record.